Molecule: messenger RNA, 1912 nt
Organism: Cajanus cajan (pigeon pea)
Lineage: Eukaryota; Viridiplantae; Streptophyta; Magnoliopsida; Fabales; Fabaceae
Product: BTB/POZ domain-containing protein At5g03250
Molecular function (GO): protein binding
Source: RefSeq, a predicted model, not a curated record
CUCAUCUCUCACUCCACAACUUCUCCAAUCUUCUUCCUCUAUUACUCUCUCAUGUUCUCUGCUUGUUGCCUUCUAUUCUUCAAACAACAUUCAUAAAUGGCUUUCAUGAGGCUUGGAUCAAAAUCUGAUGCAUUUUAUCAUGAGGGCCAAACAUGGAAUUGCACAACCGGACUUCCAAGUGAUGUUACUGUUAAAGUAGGCGAAACAUCAUUUUUUCUCCAUAAGUUCCCAUUGCUUUCUAGAAGUGGAUUGCUAAAGAAACUCAUUGCUGACUUAUCAAACGAUGAUGGAUCAAGUUGUGUUUUGCAACUUCAUGACGUGCCAGGUGGAGACAAGACAUUCGAGCUUGUGACCAAGUUUUGCUACGGUGUAAAAAUAGAAGUCACUGCAUCAAAUGUAGUUAGUCUAAGAUGUGCAUCAGAGUACCUACAAAUGAAUGAGAAUUAUGGUGAAGGGAACCUAAUUGCAAGGACUGAGGCAUUUUUCAAUGAAAUUUUCAGUAAUUGGUCAGACUCAAUAAAAGCUCUCCAAACAUGUGAGGAAGUGAAACCUUAUGCAGAAGAGCUACACAUUGUUUCAAGAUGCAUUGAUUCCUUGGCCAUGAAAGUAUGUUCUGAACCAAACAUGUUCAAUAAACACGUGGAAGGACAUGAUUGCUCUAAUAACUCAGCUCAAGACCCUGCCUUAUGGAAUGGAAUUUCUCCCGAGAGUAAAUCACCACCUCUAGGUGAUAAUUGGUGGUAUGAGGAUUUGUCUUUGUUAUGCUUACCCUUAUAUAAAAGACUUAUUUUAUCCAUUGAAGCAAAGGGUAUGAAACCUGAGAAUGUUGCUGGAUCCCUUAUAUAUUAUAUUAGGAGGUUUAUCCCCUUGAUGAAUAGGCAAGCAAGCUUCAAUGAUAAAAAUAGUGUCAACCAAGGAACAACCACUAACAGCACAAUUUCUGAAGCAGAUCAAAAGGCAUUGUUGGAAGAAAUUAUGGGCUUGCUUCCUAAUAAGAAAGGGGUCACACCCUCCAAGUAUCUACUUAGGUUGCUCCGAGCAGCCAUGAAACUACAUGCAAGUCCAUCAUGUAUAGAAAACUUGGAGAAAAGAAUAGGAUCACAACUUAACCAAGUUGAGCUUGUGGAUCUUCUCAUACCAAAUAUGGGGCACUCAGUUGAGACCCUUUAUGAUAUAGACUGCAUUCAGAGGAUUAUUGAUCAUUUUAUGUCUAUAUACCAGCCUGGAACUUCAUCAGCUUCUCCAUGCAUAACUGAAGAAGGGCCAUUGAUAGCUGGAACCAAUGCCCUUGCACCUAUGACAAUGGUGGCAAAUUUGGUAGAUGCAUAUCUGGCUGAGGUGGCUCUAGAUGUUAAUUUGAAGUUUCCUAAGUUUCAGGCCCUUGCUUCUGCAAUUCCAGAUUAUGCUAGGCCAUUGGAUGAUGAUUUAUAUCAUGCAAUAGAUGUAUACCUCAAGGCACAUCCUUGGCUCAUAGAUUCUGAAAGGGAACAAUUUUGUAGACUCAUGAACUGCCAAAAACUCUCAUUGGAAGCAAGCACUCAUGCAGCACAAAAUGAAAGAUUACCACUGCGAGUGAUUGUGCAGGUUCUCUUUUUUGAACAGCUUCGACUCCGCACAUCAAUUUCUAGUUGGUUAUAUGUUUCAGAGAAUCUUGAGAACUCACAAAACAAUAGUGGAAAUCUUGUCUUCCCAAGCAAUAAUGGAACUGGUCCACUAGACCCUAAACAAGGUACUGAAAACUUGAAGGACCUUGUUUCGGAGCUUGAAAAGGAAUGUUCAUGCAUAAGGAGUGAGCUUCAAAAGCUAGCUAAGACAAAGAAAAGUUGGAGCAUUUUGCCAAGAGUCUUUUGUAGAAAACAUUCGUAGUGUUUAAUCCAAUGUUAGAAUCAAAUGAUUGCAAUAUAAUCACACC